AUGGCUGCCAGGGUGUUCACUAUUCAUGAAAGCCAGCCUUACAGCGAUGUAUGUGAUGAGGAAGGGGGUAAGCAGGGAGCCAUUGACUUCAAGGCACAGAUGCAUUUGCAGGAGGGUGAGCCAGGAACCAUGGAUGCCAACAUUCAGAGGCUAGUGAAGGAGGGUAAGCCGGGAGCCAUGGAUUCCAGUGCACGAUUGCUAAUACGAGAGGAGGGUAAGCCGGGAGCCAUGUAUUCUAAUUCACAGAGGCUCAUGCAGGAAGAGAGUAAGCAGGGAGCCAUGGAUUCCAAUCCACAGAGACUCAUGCAGGAGGACAGUAAGCAGAUAGCUAUUGAAUCCAAUGCACAGAGACUCAUGCAAGAGGACAGUAAGCCUGAAGCCAUUGAUUCCAAUGAACAGAGGCUCAUGCAGGAGUUUCCAAAGCACAAUUGGCUCUUCACCAAGUAUCAGAAUGCCAUGAUCAGUCAUGCACCGUCACCAAGGUGCAGCAGUAGUAAGGAUGGAGGAGAAGGAUUGGCUAAGGCCAAGAAUACCAUACAGUCCAAGAAAAAGCAAGAAAUGCAGCUGCAGAAGUGUUCUAAGGACCAAAAUGGCGAAAAUAUCAAGACUUUGCCAAACCGUUCAUUAAAAUGUUCGUCAAUAAGCAAGGUAAAUAGUGCCUCAGAUGUAUGUGGGGAUGACAGUGUGAUUAUCAAGGUCAACACCUCAAAGACAACUUCUGUUUCCAACAGUAGAACAGCCAUAUCAAAAAAUGAUAUUGAUGAACAUUUGGACAAUUUAGGUACAAGCAAAUUAAAACAUGGAAAUAACUGUGUUUCACAGCUGCAGGAAGAACAUGAAAUACCUCAAGGAUAUACUAAGCAGUUUGUUCGGAAAAAUCAAGUGCAAUCCAAUAACUUUAAUUGCAAUAAAUCAUUCAUAGAUACUUACAACGAAUUCGUAAAGCGGACUACUAGUAAUAACAUGAAUGAUGAUGAAAUGAAAGAGCUCAAAUAUGCAAAAGAAGAUCUAGGGAAAGUGCCGAUUUCUGAACAUCUGGCUGGCUUGGAUGCUGGAAUUCAGGAAAGAUGUAAAGACCCUGUGCUUGCAGAGGUGUCCCCUAUCACAGCCCCUUUGGACGAAUGGAAUGAGACUGAAGAUGACUUCCCGAAUGAGUUGGCAGAUACACCAGAAGAUUUAGAAGAGACGGGGAACAUUCUAGAUGAGUCUCUUGACAGUUUCAGUGAAAUCAAACAGGAGCCUUUUGACACAGGUUUUAAAGAUGCAAACGCUGUGUUAAUGGUGGAAGCUAACAAAAUGUCAUGGAACAUCAGCACAUUAUCGAAACUCAGUGAUGAUGACACUGAUGAUGAAGACCUAUUGGGAAAGCGGCUGCAAAUUGAUGAGACUGCUGACAGCAUUGAACCCAGUUUAUUUCCCCCAACUGAGACAUCAAUGAGUGAGGUGGCAACAAGUUCCGAAGCCACCGCUGCACCAGCUUUGUCAUCGAGCGCUACACUCACUGUCCAGUCCCCUCGUUCACCCUCAAAUAGUGCAGUCUUCCCAUCAACAGCAUGGAUCAACCAAGGCCUAUGCAGUCCUACUGCUCAAGAUGAUUCUGGCGUGUACACGUGUAGAGCAAUUGUCAGCACAAGCAUGGCAGAGUCAGGAGUAAUUGAGGAUAGCAACAAGACUUCAGAACUGUCCUUGCAGAAAUCAGAAUCCAGUUGUAUAUCGUUCCGUCAAAAGCCCCGCCCCCCAGUCCAGUUGGUCUACCCCAUGCACAAGCCUGAUUCGUCGAUGGCACCCAACAUGCCAGCAAGUAGCGUAACUUUGGCAAUGGUGUCUUCCACCAUGGAUACUGUGAUGGCCACUUCUGAGGAGAAUUCUCAGAAUGUCCUUUCGAGCACUUCGCAGCCUGUAACCAUGGUAAAUGUUCCCUACACCUCCCCCUCCCUACCUGCCAUACCACUGUAUAUGGGCAUGGUGGUCCCCCUCCAGCAGUUUGUGCACGGCAGCCAGGCUUUCAUCCCCCAGAGUGCAGCCAGACCAUCCAACAAUCAGGCAGAGUUUGCUCAGGGAAUGCCUCAUUCCAUAAGAACUGCACAUGGGUCAGAGCUGCCAACAACGACUACACAUGGGAUGAUUCCUUACACGAAGAAACGUGUCUUGGAUGGUUUAAAAACUGCUGUGGACAAAGAACCUAAAUAUUGUUCAUCUGUUAGCAAGUCAGUUACCACGUACAGAAAUAUCCAGCCAAAAGUGAUGACCAGUACACAAGGUAAAGGUCCUCCUCCUUUGUUAAGGAUAUCAGAUUCUACAUUUACGUCGCCAGGUAAGCAGGAAGCUUCUAUUAGUAUGGUAUCCAUGAAUUGCAAUGUACAAUCUGAAGGGAACAUGGCACAAACAAAAGUAGGCGUUUCUGCAUCCAAUGAAGCCCUUUUCACAGAUCCCAUUUCAAAUGAAAAAGCUAUAGAAACUGUUUAUGGGGCAGAUUUUGACGAAACUUAUGUAAAUGACGAUGACAUUGAUGAAGAUUUUAAAAAACAAAUGGAAGAAAUUGACCAAGAAAUAACACGAAAAGAAAAAGAGCAGGCAGAAAUGAGAAGAAAAAGACUUGAACUUAUUGAAAGAGCAAAACAAGAAAAAAUGAAAAUAAAAAGUACAAAUAUAACUCAGAAAACUUCAUGUUUAAAAGCUGCAGGAAGUCACAGUACCCUUACUACAAUACCGGAAAAUGCUGAUUGCAAACAUGAUGGGUCAUUUAUCAUGUCGCAUACUUUAUCUUCAAAUCAAACAUUUAAAAAUUCUGAUCAUUGUAGUAACCAAGUAGAUGUUCAUCAACAAUUGCAUACUAUAAAUAUAGAUACAGUUAAAUGUGAUGAAGAAAUAAAACCAGAGAAUCAAUUUGAAGAACCAAAUAACAAAACAGUAAAAGAUAAUACUUUUGCUAAAGCAGAAACCUAUGAACAUCAGGAGAAAAAUAGUUUGGUUAUGAAAAUGAUUGAUACCAAACCCAUGGAAAUAGAAACUUACAUAAAAAAUGAUCAAUUAUCAAGCACAGAAAUAGAAAUAAACAAUUCAGACAUGAAGAUGGAUAAAAUGGACACAGAUCAUGACAAUAACAUGGAAAAGGACAGAGUGGAUACUAAGAGGUCAGUAACUGAGCUGAAGGGAAAACAGUCUGAUAUAAAUAAGAAUGUUGACAACUCAGAUGAAACAAAAUCAGGGCCUCCACUUCUAUUAGAGGAAGAGCCUGUGGAUUUGUCAUCUUCAUCGUCUGAUUUAAACAAAUCAGCAAAUGACACACUUUCUUUUAAUGCCUCUUGUAUCGAGUCCACAUCAGCAUAUAUGCUAGAUGAAAAAUAUGAACAAGUUGAUGAACAGGUAACAUAUAUUGAAGAUAUAAGAAAAAUUAAUCCCUUCACUGGUGAAUCUGAGCUGUCAGAAACUAACUCUGACACUCUUCAAAUUUUAGAUGAUACUGGUGUUGAAACAGAAAAGCAGUCAAGUGACUCAAAAGUGAAUCAUUCCAAGAGAAAACAGGAAUAUAGCUUUAAAGCAUCAACUUUGAUUAACGAGAAUAUGUGUUUGGAUUUAUCAAAAGGCAGAAGUGUGGUUAAAGAGAAAGCCACGGGUGCAGAACAUAGUACAAAUAAUAUCAAUCAACCACAAAUAACUACAUCAGUUGAAGUUGUUGAAUCCCUUUCCAUGGUAGAUGGAACUUCAAUACUAAUUCAACAGACAGAAUCAGAUUCACUCUUUACUGAAAACAAGGCCAUUACUGCUAUGAAACAAACAAGUUCUUCAAGUAAAACAGUAAAUGAUAUGAAUUCAAUAUAUGACUUUCCUGGAGUAGAAGAUUCAGAUUUUGUUGACCUUACUAUUGAUAAUAAAAGAACACAAGAUAAAGACAAUGGCAGUACAGAACAUACAGACCCAAAGAAAAAAGCUGUCGGAAGCAGGCGUAUUAGCAGACGUAAUAGAACAUUAAAAGAACUGCAAGAGGAGGCAAUUCAACAGUUGGAAAAGCGAAAAAAGAAUAAUGUAUAUGACUUUGAUAAUCUAACUGUUGAAGAUUUGUCUUACACUAAAAAUCCAAAUUAUUUCCCGAAGACAUCACAUAUUGACAAACCACUGAAUAUGUAUACAUUGUCAAGAAAAAGAUCACAUGUUUCUGAAAAUGAUUUAAGUGGGAAAAACAAUGCUACUGAAGAAAAGGAACCAAAAGAAGCUCAUAUCAGAAUGCUUCAAUCACCUCCUAGAAAGAAACCAAAGUCAGCACCGGUUUUUGCUCAUACUCAGACGGUGGAAACAAGUAAACUUCUUGAUGUGCUAAGUAAGUGUGAAAAUCCACCUUUUCCUAUCCAUAGUGCUCAGUUAUGUUCACUUACAAGAAGAAAAACUCCAUGCUUUCAAAAUCCAAGAGAGACUUUCAAGAUAAAACCAAGAGAGAAAAGACCACUUAAGCCAGCUCAUAGCCAAAAGCCAUUUGGAAUUGCAGGCCAACUUAUUUCUCGCGUUUCUCAGAAGCACUCAUUUUCAAGAAGCCCUUUAAAGUCUGGAGUUUCCAUUAGCUCUUCAUCAUCUUCUAGUGAAAAGGUCGGCUGUAGGUUAACUGUUGAUGAGGAAAGUGAUAAGUCACCAUUCCCCAGUCAUAACCUUUCAGAUUUCAAGAGUGAUCGCUCUCCAAUCAAAGCACAUCAACCUCCAUAUGGCAGCUCUAACAAACACCACAUAACUAGAAUACUUAGACCUCCAACUUGUACUGAGCUCUGUGCAUACGGUGUAAAUAGAGACUUUAGUGUAAACCAGUCAGUUGAUGAGUUGUCAAGUGCUCUGGGUAAAGGCCAGCGGUCAGAACGGUCAGAGGAUGAUUCCUCCUCAUAUUUUAUUGACAAACAGCUUGUAAGCUAUGGUAGCAAGAGUCAGGUCAGAAAUGUAGCCCCGUAUGAUGCACCCAACAGCGGCCCUUUCUCCAGACCAUGUCAAAGCCAACAAGUGGCUUAUCAGCAGUACAGCCAUGGGCCAUCUCCAGAGGAGACCUUGAGGUGCUCCUUACCGGUGGAAGGUCCUAGCCAAAGUCCAGCCAGCCAGCAUAUUAGAUCCUUACCGUCGGAAGGUCCUAGCCUAAUUCCAGCCAGCCAGCAUAUCAGAUCCUUACCGGUAGAAGGUCCUAGCCAAAGUCAAGCCAGCCAGCAUAUCAGAUACGAUUUCGCUGGAAAGGAGGCUCCUGUUUCACCAGCUGAUUGUGACCUGUUCCCUAGAAGAGAUGUACAUGCCGAUAGGCGGAUGCAAGAUGCCUCUCCACAAGACACGUACCAGGGACCAAUUCAUAACUUACUUGUGGGAGAACAACUAUCAAACAGAUUUUCAAACCAACCAGCAAGUACUCAUAUGUUGCCAUCAAGCCAGAAUGCCAACCAGCAGAUGCAAAAAGGUCCAUAUCCAAACACGCAGCAGCAAAAUCCCACUUUUCCCCCUCCACCUUAUCCAAAGAGUCAACACACUUCUCAGUACUCUAUGCCGGGAUUGUCUCAGAGUACAGCCAAUCAAGCAUUUGACGUGAAUGCAUACGCUUCAAGAAUGAUGAAACCGUGCAUGGCAAGCACCCAGACAAUACCAACUCUUCCGAAUUCAAGUAUGCCUAUGAUGCAGAUGAGUAAGAAAGCAUGCUCUCAGCUGAUGCAGAGCCCACCAAAUCCAAACACUCCGAUGAUGCAGAUACCAUAUAAUCAAAACACUGCUAUAUUGCAAAUAUCCCAAAACACACAGAAUGGGAUGAUGCAGAUGCAUAAGCCAUCAAAUCCUCAGAUGAUGCAAUUGUCACAGAACCCAAAAACACCUGUCAUGAUGCCUAACGAAAUGAGUAACCCAAUGAUGCAAAUGCCCCAGUCUAUGGGAAGCCCAUAUACACACAAAAAUCCAGCUGUACAUAGGAUGCAGAGUAUUUCAAAUUCAAAUGCUGGUAUGAUGCAUUUGCCUUCCAAUGCAAACAUGCAGGGAGGGCAAGCAACACAACAAAUGAGACCAGUCUAUAAACCAAGAAUCCAGGGCCAACCUUUCAGACCUGGAAUACCUUCCAACCAACAACGGACUUCAAUGUUUCCAGGACGGACUGUUGACCAGAUGCUUACAGAUGAUGAGAGGGUGUUCACGAUGCAGCAGAUACGGGCAAAACACAUCCGCACCCAGCAGGCAAGCAUGAACCAGUUAGCAGGAAUUGGCGACAGAUUGGGCUCACUGGGGCACACGCUUACUGCAACAAAGUCAAGUGAAGCAGAACAGCAAACCUACCAAAAGACUUCACAGGAAGUUGGUGGCUAUCAAUCGUAUCCCAAAAGUCCCCGACCUGCUGGCAUGGGGAGUAAACCAUAUGUUGUGUCAUCGCAGAUGAACAAUAUCCCUAGUCCAUCAAAUAUGUCAGCUUGCCAUUCCCAACCAUCAAACAGUUCAAGCCGUCUACCUUCAGAGCAGCAGACGACAUAUUCUUCACCUUUGACCACUAACACCAGUCACACCAAUAUGUCCAGCCAGCAGGUGUGCAUUCCCCCAGUUUCCAUGGAACCCUAUCUUCAUAGAUGGGAAGGGGCAGGUGUCCAUAUGUCCCCAACACAGUCUCCGAUUUCUCAAAGGUAUUUCUCAACAAGCAACUUAUCCCCCAGUGACAGAGGGUAUUCAGGGGCAGCGAAGUCCACCGCACUCAGCCCGCUAGCUCCAUCCUCAACAUCAACACUGGGGUCUGUACCUGCCUAUAAAACAUCUUCAUGUGAUCAACAGUAUCCAGAUGCCCGACAACACCAUCAUGGCUCUUCACAAAACUACAAUAGUACCAACUACACAGCUACACCAUUAUAUGAAAAUAACCCAUUUCAAAGUAUGACAAAUGCAGAGCAAUCCAGCUCACAACAAUAUAAUACAACCAAGGACUACCGAAAUGUUGCCAUGGAGUCGUAUGCAAGCACACACAAUAGUCAACAGCCAUCUAGCAGAUCUCAUUUCAGUCAGCCUGGCUCUGGACCGCCUGGUAAUCAUACUAAGUCCAGCCAGCAGGCUUAUCAGUCCUAUGCCAUUGACCAGUUUCAAGCACAGAACAACAUGGAUGCCUCCAGUACCGGGCCACAUGGUCAGUUGGGAGGUCGACCAGUGUACGACUCAGUAUCCCCUGCACAUGAACAGGACCGCAACUACCAGGGCUAUACUCGGUCUCAAGGUUCUCAGUUCCAUGAACAGAGUGGGUACAGUCAUCGUCAGUCACACGGCACAGGUUCUCAGUUCAAUGAACAGAGUGGGUACAGUCAUCAUCAGUCACACGGCACAGGUUCUCAGUUCAAUGAACAGAGUGGUUAUAGUGAUCGUCAGUCACAUGGCACAGGUUCUCAGAGAUUUAUGCCAUAUCAUUCUGCCAGGGGUCAUGAUCCAGCCCAGUCUGCUACUGGAGGGCAAGAGCGCGCUGUGAAGGUUCGUAGAAGACGACAAAAAGGUGUGAAGAAAAAUACUGAUAUUCUCGAUGAAACUGUUGAUAAUGUUCAAGACCUUUCAAAUAAGAAAAUAUCAGACAAAGUUGAUACAGAGAUGUUGAAUGAGUCAACUGGAAACACUAAACAUGCUUUAGCAGGAAAAAAAAGAGACAUCAGUGUCAUUUCUCAGGAUGGCAAUCAAAAGGAGAGUGUUGUUCAAGCAAACAAAGAAGACAGACCAGUUACUCAGACAACUUCUAUUCAUCAAGACAUGGAAUUUGAUCCAUGUAUGGAAAGUAGUGUAACAAGAAAAACAAGUAAAGCAGCCAAUACAACCAUUGUGAGUGAAGAAAAAAAGCAGUCAAAUACAUGUAGUCAGAAUAAAACCCCAUCCCAUCAGAAUGCAUGCACUGUGGGACGUGUUGAUAGAAAUUGUAUUGAAAGUAACAAUACUGUGACUGAAAGUAACAAGACUAUGACACAGUCUUACAAACCUAGUGUAACAAAAGUGUCAGAUGAUGAUGAUGUGAUCAUUAUUGACAGGGAAAACUCCAAAGAGACUGGAAACCCUUGUGUAUCUGAAGGGCUAGGCCCACCGCUGUCUGUUGGGAGGGGACACCAGGUGUCUGAGAGGAGGGACCCUGGGGAUUCUGAAGGUGGAGGCCCUGGGAUGUCUGAGGGCGAGAGCCACAUGGUGUCAGAGGGCAGUGGCUCCAAGGUGCGGGAGGGGGGAGACCACCAGGUGUCAGAGGGGAUAGACCCCUGUAUGUCUGAGGGGGGUAGCCCUAGGGUGAUAGAGGGGGGCAAUAUGGAGGAGGACACUCCUCACCUGCAGCAGAUCCACGGCCGCUGUGUGCUGUGCAGCAAGUACGCCCUGUACCUGUGUAGCAGCUGCAAGAAAAUCUGGUACUGCAGCCCACACUGUCAGUUGGCUCACUGGCAGGCACAUUCUCCAGCGUGUGGGAUGUAGUUACCUUGUUGACUGACUGGCAGGCACAAUCUUCAGCGUGUUGGAUGUAGUUACCUUGUUGACUGACUGGCAGGCACAAUCUUCAGUGUGUGGGAUGUAGUUACCUUAUUGACUGACUGGCAGGCACAAUCUUCAGCGUGUGGGAUGUAGUUACCUUGUUGACUGACUGGCAGGCACAAUCUUCAGCAUGUGGGAUGUAGUUACCUUGUUGACUGACUGGCAGGCACAAUCUUCGGCAUGUGGGAUGUAGUUACCUUGUUGACUGACUGGCAGGCACAAUCUUCAGCAUGUGGGAUGUAGUUUCCUUCUUGGCUCACUGGCAGGCACAAUCUUUAGCGUGUGGGAUGGAGUUACCUUGUUGACUGAUUGGCAGGCACAAUCUUCAGCGUGUGGGAUGUAGUUACCUUGACUUACGUUGUGUAUUUUUGAGUGUGGGAUAAAAGGACCUACAUUUUGUCCUUGACCUACAUUGUGUGGCCUUGAACCCAUAAAACUGUUUUGUCUGGGCAACAUGUACCCCAUUUAAUGGUGUCAACAAAAAACUGUCACUGUAGUUUCUUACAUGUGCUUAUUAUAACGUGGCUGUUGUUUUGAAUAAAGAUUAUUUUUGUAUUUUGAUGGUUAUCUUUUAUUUAAGUAUUCAUUUAUUCUCUACACAAUGAAAUCCUGUUUGUUGUUUUGUGUUUGUUUGUUGUAAUGCUGUGUUUUAUUGCCUUGAUUUUCAUAUAAUUUAUAAAAGUGCCAUUGCUGUGUUUACUUUUUUGCAGAUAUUUUGUAUACUCAUAUAUUUAAUCCAAUUCAUUUGCUCAAAUGAUGUUUUCAUAUUGAAUUAGUAAAACUUGUGCAUACCUGAUUUAUGCUAUAUGAUUGAUUGAAUUAUUGUGUUUUAAAAACAUGAUUGCAAGAUAUAUGUUUUCGUGUUUAUUGUUAAAGUUAUUUCCUUGAAAAGUGAUGUAUCUUUUAUGUAUAUGUGUUUGCUUUUAAACUAGAGAGGCAUGUGUUGUUUGUUUUAUCCAACAUGAUAUAUAUUAUGUAUGCAAUCAAAUUAUGCAAAUCAAAAUUUAAAGAUAGCAUUUUACUCAGUAUUGGUUUUCAAAUUGAUAAUCAUUGUGAUCCAAAUGAAAUCUGUAAAUCAUUCUAUAGCAAGGUGGGUCAAAAAUAGUAGUAAUUUACAGUAAUUAAAUAUGUAGUGUUUAUUUAUUGAACAGGGUUUUUAACAAAGUUGAAAAGCCUGGUUAUUAGAUUAGGGCAUGAAAGAAGGGGGGGGGGGGAGUGUGAAACAUUUAGUUUCUGGUCCAGAACUUUAUUUGCAUAAACUGAUCUUAAUAAAUCCCUUUGUAAUUAUAUAUUGGUAAAUUUAUAGUUAGAAAACUAGAAAAAAGAACAGACUUUUUGAUAAUUUUGUUUAAAAAUCAACUUUCAAAUGAAACAUUUGUUGAAACAUUUAAAUGGAGAAUUAUCCAGAAACCUUUAACUGGCGAAUUUUGUGGCACUGUUGAUAUCUAUCUAUAUUGCAGAUCAGUUGUGAACAACAACACUUGGCUAAGGAAUAUUUGUAUAAGCAGGUGAUAAAAGUAAUCCUGAUCAUCUAUUUUGGUAAAACAGAUAUUUAUUGCAAAUUGUAUUACAAACUUUUGGCAAGUAGAUUCUUCUCAUGUAACACUCAUUUUCUAUUAGCUAAUCCUCUAUUUAUACUUUUUUGGACAUACCUCAAUGACAAGAGACGACCAUCAUAUAAAAAUAUCUUCUAAUGAACUCUUAUUUUUAUAAAUGGGUGUAUAUGAGCAUUUGUGUGAUUCUUGAGAUAUAAUGUAAAUAUUUUAAAUAGUUGCAGAAACUGGCAGUCUCAUAUUUUGCAUGAGACUAUGUGCACAAGAGUAUAAGUGCGUACAAGUUUAGCUAAGACACAUUGUAAUGACUUUCAUGAAGGUAAUGAGCGAAACCAUUCAUAUCGUUUCCUGUAUUUAUAUUGAGGUAAUUUUCAUGCAAAUGUUUUUCAUGCAAGUUUAUGUAAAUAAUUGUCUUAAGGAUGCCUUACUUGAUCCGAGUUUUGGUAGGAAUACAUGUACAAGUUUAAGUAAAUUAAUCAUCAUGGAUUUGUAAUAUCUAACUGCAGAAAUGUAGAAGUACUAAAAAUUUGGCAAGAAUGCUGUUUGUUUCAUUUUUUGUGAUCAGUCAUCCAACAGUCAUUGAUAUUGCAUUUUAACUGCCAUGAUAACAUCAUUUACAGUGAAUACACUAUAUCUGAUCUAAGUAAAAAAUGUUAAAUUGAAUAUUCAUCCCUUUCCUACUUCAAAUUGCUGGCUAAUUGCAUCUGAUACAACAAUUGACUAUAUCAUGAGGAUGUAUCUGAUAUCAGUAAGAAAGUUGGAUAUCUGAUCCAACAUUUGGCUAUAGCAUUAGGAUAUCUGAUAUCAGUAAGAAAGUUGGAUAUCUGAUACAACAUUUGGCUUAAGCAUGAGGAUAUCUAUAUGAUAUCAGUAAGAAAGUUGGAUAUCUGAUACAACAAUUGGCUAAAGCAUGAGGAUAUAUAUGAGAUCAGUAAGAAAGUUGGAUAUCUGAUACAACAAUCGGCUAUAGCAUGAGGAUAUAUCUGAUAUCAGUAAGGAAGUUGGAUUAUUAUGCCUCCACUUUCGAUUGAUGAAUGGCAUCAGACACAACUACCAUCUUAAGCAAAAUGGUCUAGCAAUCUGUUUCCAGCCAGAAAUGUGCAUGAUCAUUGCAACACUGCCUUGCUGAAUUUGCUUUGAAUGAUAACUAAAGGCUCUCAUAUCAGCAGUUUGCUGAUUAAACUUCUACCACUGAAGAAGCUGGUACAUUGAUUUUUAUUGUCAAGUAUUUAUGUAUCAUACAUCCAUGACAUAACACAUUUAUAAUCUUAUUACACAUUGAUUAUGGUAUUAUGAUAUUUCAGGCAUUUCAAAUGUCUGAUUCUAAACUCAAAUCUGUUUUACACACUACGUUGAAGAAUGUAUGAUGCGCAUUUUAUUUAUUAAGAAUAAUACAACUGUUUUUGUUUUAUUAUGUUUGUAUUUGUUUAAGAUUAUUGAUACUUAUGUGUUGUCUGUUUUGUAUUUUAAACUAUAAUAUAUUCUUUUUAAGGCAAAUGAAUAUUUAGUUGUCAUUAAUGGUUCUCAGCACCAUGGGCAUUAUCCAUUCUUGAUACUGUUACUUACAAAUAAUUAUGUUUGUGGCAUUUGUUCGUCUAUUGUUUGGUAAUGUAUAAUAUCCCAUUUCUUAAUGCUAUUAACAUAUUUCUUCUAGUGUUUCAUUGAGGACAUUUUAAAAUUUGAUUACUAUGUGUGAACUGAUCAUGACAUUGCAAUAUUUUGUAAAUUAUCAAUUGCACAGUGUGCUUUUCUAUUCUAUUUAAAGGGGCCUUUUCACAGAUUCUGGCAUUUUUUUAACUUAUUCAUUAAAUGCUUAAAAUUGAUAAAUGUAAACAUUGGAUUGUAAAAGCUCCAGUAAAAAAUCAAGAAAAAAAUUAAAAAAAGGAAAAGAACAUUGCCCGGUGCAGGUUUCGAACCAGUGACCCCUGGAGUCCUGCCAGAGUCCUGAAGUAAAAAUGCUUUAGCCUACUGAGCUAUUCCGCCGAGUACACAUUCUUGACGUAUUUUAUACCUUAUAUAAGCAAUCUUCGUAGUUUCACAAAAUUUAACGACAAAAACAGAACUCUCCAAAUUAUUCAAUCGUUUCGCGUUGCAACGCUUUAUAAUUUUUAGGUUUUAAAAUCGUCAAAAAAUGCAUAUAAUGGCUAUAUUAGAGCAUGGUUAAUGUUCAGUAUUACUGUUUCCUCACAAAUAUCAUAACUAAAACGAAAACUUACGAAUCUGAAACAACUUUUUUCAAUUUUGUCAAUUUACCAAAGCGUGAAAAGAUCCCUUUAAGCCAUACUCAAGGAAAACCAUGUGUUUUCUGCAUUUUUCUAUAUAACAUCCACAGUGUUCUGUUAUACUGUUUUCUUUGUGGUUAUUUAUUUUAAAUAGCUAAUUAUUAAGUGCUAUAUAUGUGUUGCUCUAAGGUGGUUUAUAUACCAGGCAUACUGACAUUGCUGGCAUCAUGAUGCAGUGACCACAUAGCAGUGUUGUGUGAAAGGAAUAUUAAAUGUUUUUGUGGGUUUGGAAAUGGGAAAAUAUUGUCCAUUUACUUUUUAUGUCACUUAUUUUUUUAUUAGAAUUUCAUUGUUCAAAUAAAUGUUUGUCCCAUACUGCAAACAGCAACAUAUUAAAAGUGUCUUUGUGAUUUUAGAAAUGAAUAUAUGGAAAUACUUUUUAGUAAAAAGGUCCGUAUUUUAGAAAAUGUGUUAUAAAAACUAUCUUACCAAGCAUCAGUUUUAAACUCAGGUAACUCGUGCCUUAGUUUUGCAAAGUAAUAGAACACAAGAAAAUGUUGAAAAGACUAAAGUUUUUGUUAACAUUUAUUUUCUCUGCAUAUUUAUCUUGUUCUGUAAUACAAUCUUUUAUCAUCUCGUUGACUGUAACCUAAGUGACGCUUGAAAUUGUGCACAUGUCAUGAUUGUCUAUAGCAGACAUAGUCCCAAAAUUGAUAGAAACACUGAAUCUCGUACCAGUGUAAUGUAUUUUAAUUGAACUGGUUAAAUGUAUAACUUUUAGUUAAGCUAACUGCUCAUUCAUUUUUAGGCCAUAUCUCUAUCCAAUUUAUUACCUAGCCACACACUUUUCAGCAAUUCUAAUAUUGUUUAUUUAUUGUGUUGCCUUCAACUGUAAAAUAUAUAUGUGUUUUCCUUUUUUUGCCAAUACUUUAUUGACUGCCAUAUUACUUUGUGCAUUUGUGUGGUGGGGGGGGGGGGGGGUUGAGCAUCUAUAUUGGUUUGUUACAUACAAGAUUCACCUUUUACCACAGAGCUAAUGUUCGUCUUAUUUUUUUAUAUGAGCCUCGUACUUUGAAAAUGGUCAUUAUGCAUUUGUGUAAAGUGUUGUCCCAGAUGAGCAUGUGUAGUCUGCAUAGGCUUAUCAUGGACACAACCUAUUGCUUUAAUGGCAUUGUUCAUUUGAAUAAGUCUCCUCGAAUCAAAAUUCCAGUCUAGACUGAAAGUGUUGUCCCUGAUAAGCCUGUCAGACACUUUACGCACAUGAAAGUGUUGUCCCUAAUAAGCCUGUCAGACACUUUACGCACAUGAAAGUGUUGUCCCUGAUUAGCCUGUCAGACACUUUACGCACGUGAAAGUGUUGUCCCUGAUUAGCCUGUCAGACACUUUAUGCACAUGACUGAAAGUGUUGUCCCUGAUUAGCCUGUCAGACACUUUAUGCACAUGACUGAAAGUGUUGUCCCUGAUUAGCCUGUCAGACACUUUACGCACAUGAUUGAAAGUGUUGUCCCUGAUUAGCCUGUCAGACACUUUACGCACAUGACUGAAAGUGUUGUCCCUGAUUAGCCUGUCAGACACUUAACGCAUAUGCAUUUAGCCCUCUUUUCCCAGAGUGUGGCUCUUAUGUAUAACAUGUGCUUUGUUUAUUAUAUGUAUAACAUGUGCUUUGUUUAUCUUAUGUAUACCAUGUGCUUUGUUUAUCCCACACAGUGUGUACAAGUAACAUUCCAUUUGUUUUAUGCAAAUGUGCCAUUGAAGUGUAUGGAGCAAAUGUAUUAUGUCAAGAUUAAAUAUUGUGCCUUAUUGUUGUUUUUGUUUGUGCAAGAAAGCAUGAAUUUAAAUUUAUUUAAAAUGAAUUUUCACAUUAAAUAUCAAAGUUAA
Messenger RNA from Dreissena polymorpha, 14119 nucleotides. RefSeq lists its product as uncharacterized. Lineage: Eukaryota; Metazoa; Mollusca; Bivalvia; Myida; Dreissenidae. The transcript is spliced from 12 exons. The coding region runs from base 1 to 8409 and encodes 2802 amino acids. The record is from RefSeq and is a predicted model, not a curated record.